AAUCACCAUCCCUUAAGAGCCUCCACAUUUACGACGGUCAGUGUAUAUAGCUGUGAUAGCCCUCUCACAAUGAUAUUUACAGAUACACCAACCAACAUGAUAAAGCUCAACGACGCGCCUGACCCGGAGAAACGCCUUUCAAGGAGCAUAUGCCCCUCCGCUAAAGCACUCUACCGCCGUCUCCUCCACAUUGCCAAAAAAUACAUUUCGUUCAUGGGCCCGGGAAUCAUGGUGGCUGUGGCCUACAUCGACCCCGGAAACUACAGUACGGCGACGUCUGCAGGAUCCACCAACCGCUUUUCGCUCCUCUUCUUCGUGCUUCUUUCGAACAUCAUUGCAAUCUUCCUCCAGUGUCUCUGCAUCAAGCUCGGGUCGGUGACCGGCUUUGACCUCUCGCGGGCGUGCCGUGAACACCUUCCGCGGAAGCUUAACUAUACGGUGUACUUCUUUGCGGAGGCUGCUAUUAUCGCUACCGACGUGGCGGAGGUCAUUGGCUCGGCGAUUGCGCUUAACAUUCUCAUCAAGGUGCCGCUCCCAGCGGGGGUGGUCAUCUCCUGUAUCGAUGUGUUGCUUGUGCUCUUGGCAUACCGUCCUGGCUCGUCCCUCAAGUUUGUCAAGAUCUUUGAGAUUUUCGUUGCAGCGCUUGUGCUCGCGGUUGUGAUCUGUUUCUGCUUCGAACUCUCGCGUAUCCCGUCGUCCAUUACCGUGAGGGAGGUUCUCAGGGGUUAUGCGCCAUCCAAGCAGAUGCUCGAGAACAAUGGUAUCUACCAGGCUACGGCUAUUUUGGGUGCCACCGUCAUGCCUCAUUCUUUGUUCCUCGGUUCGGGGCUCGUGCAACCGCGGCUCCGCGACUUUGACAUCAAGGAGGGCUACGUCCAGUUAUCUGAAGACUCGUACGAAAACGAAGAGAGCUACUUGUCCUACAGACCGUCCUUGGCUGCGAUUAAGUAUGCCUAUAACUAUUCCGUGGCCGAGCUCACCAUCACGUUGUUUACGUUUGCACUCUUUGUCAACUCUGCCAUCUUGGUUGUGAGUGGUGCCACGUUGUACGGCACACCACAAGCCGCUGAUGCGGAUUUAUACGGAAUCCACCACUUGCUCUCAACCCAGUUGGCACCAAUUGCCGGGACCAUCUUCAUGCUUGCGUUGCUUUUCAGCGGUCAGAGCGCGGGGAUCGUGUGCACCAUUGCGGGACAGAUUGUGGGAGAAGGUCAUAUCAAGUGGACGUUAAAGCCAUGGAAGCGCAGACUCGCUACCCGUUCCAUCACCAUCAUCCCCUGCUUGGCCAUCAGUGUGUCUAUUGGGAAGAACGGGUUGAACACUGCAUUAAACGUGUCGCAGGUCGUGUUGAGUAUCUUGUUGCCCUUCUUGGUCGCCCCAUUGAUCUGGUUCACCUCCCAGAAGAAAUACAUGCGCGUGAUGCUUAGCCAGCCGCGCUACCACGACGAUGUCAGCUUGCAGACCAUGGAGCCAGAAACGGAGCUGUUGUGCCGUGAACGUCGCUCCUCUGACAGAGACCAAGUCGAAGGGCCCGCUGAGUCGGAGAAGCAGCAAGAGGGUUUGGAGGUCGAAAAUACAGUGGAAGAGUACAAGUAUUUUGAUAACAGCUGGUUGGUGAUUGUCAUAGCGGUCAUGAUCUGGCUCUUCAUCAGCGCCUUGAAUAUUCUCGCCAUUGUCCAGAUGGCCCAGAAUGGUAUCUAGGUUGAAGCAUAGUCAUGAAAAUGCCUACCUAGUGUAUGCUCUAUUCAUU
Molecule: messenger RNA, 1750 nt
Organism: Babjeviella inositovora NRRL Y-12698
Lineage: Eukaryota; Fungi; Ascomycota; Pichiomycetes; Serinales
Gene: SMF12
Product: divalent metal ion transporter
Exons: 1
Coding region: 70-1701 (543 amino acids)
Biological process (GO): iron ion transport; intracellular manganese ion homeostasis
Cellular component (GO): plasma membrane
Molecular function (GO): cadmium ion transmembrane transporter activity; manganese ion transmembrane transporter activity
Source: RefSeq, a predicted model, not a curated record